Messenger RNA from Grammomys surdaster, 2863 nucleotides. It is a transcript of the gene Ap5b1, whose product is annotated as adaptor related protein complex 5 subunit beta 1. The record is from RefSeq and is a predicted model, not a curated record. Gene Ontology annotation, biological process: endosomal transport. The transcript has 2 exons. Bases 144 to 2771 code for a protein of 875 amino acids. Gene Ontology annotation, cellular component: lysosomal membrane; AP-type membrane coat adaptor complex. Lineage: Eukaryota; Metazoa; Chordata; Mammalia; Rodentia; Muridae.
UCUGCAAGACGGCCCUGGGGUGACAGCAGCCCCAGGGAAGGUGGAGGAGCAGGGCGCCCUCUAGCGGCCGCAAAGGCUUGCGCGUCCUCGCCCCCGUGUCUGACGCUCCUUGCCUUUGCAGAGACGUGGAUGACUGACUGACCAUGGGGCCCCUGAGUCGAGAAGCCUGGGCCCAGCGCCUGGGGGCUUUCCGAGCCAGCCCAUCCGCCUUUCUGACAGGUGCCGAAGGUGAGGAUUUGGGUCGCGACCUGUUGAGUGACCUAAGGAGUGAAAAGCUAAGCGAGCAGACCAAGGUUUCCUUACUGACCCUGAGCUUGGAAUACUCUGACAAACUUUGGCCUGAUGCACCUGCCGCAGAGGCUGCUGCCACCUCCUUGUUGGACACGCUUGUCCUCCUGCCCUCAAGACCUUCAGCUCUCCGGAGGCUCCUGUUGUUGGCAGCCACCACAGCCCUGGUGUCAGGAGGUGCUCUUGGACGCACUUCGGGAGCUUCCUGCCGGCUCCUGCCCUUACUUCUUGGCUUAGCUUCCGGCCGAGACUUGGGACGAAGCUUUGGAACCGCCUCAGAACAGCGCCAUCUACAGGCCACAGCGUGUGAAUGCCUUCGAGAACUUGAGUGCUGUAAGCCUGGGCUGCUGGCCAGCGCCCUGGGGAUGCUGCGGAGCCUCCAAGGGCAAAUGGGUCCCAUCCAGCCAGUCAGCCUGCUUCUGGCCCUUGUUCUGCACAACACCUUAGUGGUACGGUCCAGGUCUGGGGCUGGCCUGCAAGGCCGGCUCGUGGCUGAGGACUCCUCCACUGGGAGUUGUCCCUGGGACUGGACGAUGGCUGAAGAAUGGGAUGUCCAUCUUAAGCCCCAGGCACCCAGCUGGCCCACAGCUGGAGGGGAGGAGCGUGGCUUUCCAGUUCUAGAGCCCAGCCCUGAGGACACCCGAGAGCUGAAGGCUGCAGUGGCCCAGCUUCUGGACACUUCCUAUCUGCUCACUCCCGUGUCUCAGGCUCAACUUCUGUGGCUGUUGGGCUGGGCCCUUCGGGGUCUUCGGGGACAGCCACCAGUGCUUUUCAAGCCACAGCUAGUUCGGCUGCUGGGCACAGCCCAGCUGACACUGUUACACUCAGUUCUCUCUCUGAAGGCGGCCUUCGGUGAGGCCCUGUUCACUGCUCAAGAUGAGGUUCUGCUGCUCCGCAGGCUCACCUUGGUAGCCCAGCACCCAGCCUUACCCUCGCCCACACACCUCUUUUACCUGCAUUGCAUCCUGAGCUUCCCUGAGAACUGUCCACUAGGUCCAGAAGGGGAAGAGGCUGCCCCAUUGCUGUUGGGGCCCCAGCUCUGCCGGGGCCUCAUGCCCAGUCUCCUUCAUGACCCAAUGGUCCUCCUGGCCCGCCUGCAUUUGCUGUUACUUUGUGCUGAUGAUGAGGAAGAGGAGAAAGGCCAGCUUCAGGGCCCACAGUGGUUCCUGCAGGAGCUGCUGGCUGGCCUACAGCAAAGGGCAGCCCUGGACGGUGGUCCCCGAGCCUUGGCCACUCUCUGUUUCCAGGCCUCAUACCUUGUUACCAGCUGCCUAACUAGACGACCCACAGUACAGACAUCUUUGAUCCAUGGACUGGCCCAGCUGUACCGAGCUCGGCCUUCCCUGGCUCCCCACUUUGUGGACCUCUUAGAUCAGGUAAACCCUGAGCUGAGAGAGCCCCUCAGGGAGAUGCUGCUCCAGGAGGUGGUAGCCAGGCCAGGCAAGAACGAAGCACUUUGCUGGCACCUGCAGAUGCUGGCGAAGGUGGCAGAGGGAGCCGCUCAGAGUGCCACCCUCACCUUUCUACAGGCUGCAGCUGUACACUGCACUGACUGGGGCCUACAGCAGGCCCUACUGCGAGCGUGUCGUGCUCUGCUUCGGACGGGCGGGGGGGAUGGCCUGGCAGACUUGCUGCAGAAACUGGCCAGACAACUGGAGAAUGCUGAUGGCCGGGACCAUGCCCGACUGUACUAUGUCCUCUUGUCCCAUCUGUCAAGUUCCAAGUUAGGGAUGGCGCUGGGCCCCUCACUGGCUGCACCUGCACUGGCCUCAUCAUUGAUGACUGAGAACCAGGGCUUUGCGUCAGCUCUGAUGGUGCAGGAGACCUCAGCUCCAAUUCAGUUGAGUGUGGGGCCUCAGAAGGCCAAGGGCCCACUCCCGGUGCUGCAUCUGCAGGUGCAGGCACUGGGUGCUCCUGUCUACUCUCUGGAGCUGCGCUUCCGUGUGGAGGGACAGCUCUACGAGCCUCUGGAGGCUGUCCGUAUUCCCUGCUUGCGUCCGGGACAACCUGCCCAUCCUCUGUACCUGCCCUUGCAGCCCCGAUGCCCAGCCCCUGCCCACCUACACGUCCGGGCCCUAUACAGCACACCGGCUGGCCUCACAUGCCAUGCCCACCUGCCAGCCCUGCCUGUGACCUUUGCUGACCUCUUCCUGCCUUUUCCUGAGCUCCCUAAGGGCUCUGAGUUGCCUUUCUUUGAUGAGUUGUGGAACUCCUGCCUGCCAAAGGGUGUAGAAAGUCGUGUGUGGUGUCCACUCGGGCCACAGGGCCUGGAGGCCUUGGUGUCCCAACACCUAGAGCCCUUUGUAGUCGUGGCUCAGCCCCCUACUACCUACCUCGUAGCUGUCCGCCUGCCCCCUGCCUCCAUGCUGCUGCUGCGCCUGGAGAAAGCUCAAGUGGAUGGUGUGCCUGUGGCUCUAAGAACUGAUGACUGGGCCGUGCUGCCCCUGGUAGGGGACUACCUCCGUGGGCUAGCAGCCCACUGAGUGAUGCCAAGUGGGACUGUGCUUGUGGCUGGUGCCUGUCAAAGGAGCAUAUUCUUGUAGCUCCUGCCCCAUAAAGUCCCACUCACUGACAA